This is a messenger RNA of Colletotrichum navitas, 1386 nucleotides long. RefSeq lists its product as uncharacterized. The transcript has 3 exons. The record is from RefSeq and is a predicted model, not a curated record. Lineage: Eukaryota; Fungi; Ascomycota; Sordariomycetes; Glomerellales; Glomerellaceae. The coding region runs from base 292 to 1110 and encodes 272 amino acids.
GGUUGGCAUUUGUCAGAUAACGAACCAUAUCAUCCGACAUCUCACCUGGGUAUCCCUGCCCGAGCCAAAGACGGUCAAAACCCUGAAUCAGAUCAUUCCGCAGGGAUGAUGCGAGUUGGUGAUUGACCAAUCAUGACCUACUGUGCAUCAGAGAAGACAUAACUUUGUUUGAAUUUGCAUUCACUGCAACCUGACGCCGAAUUGGUCGUCCAGCGGGCAACUCUGGCUGAGUCGCUGCUCAGCCUCCACAUUGCGUACUCGAAGAAGCCUCCAAGCCCGGCUCGUCUCGGCAUGGGCUUGAUCCCUGUCCGCCUCGUGACCUCCGAUAUUUCAGCUUCGGCAUUCUCAUCGCCGACUCGGACCAGGCGGAUGAUUAGCAAUCGAUCGCAGGCAUGUGAGCAUGUUAUCGACUACGAUGGUCUGAAAACCUCCCUCCUCCACAAUUCUGACAGCGAACCAAGCGAAACAUGCCGGACCAAGUGUUCCCAUUCUCAAUGCCAGCACCACUCUGCCCCCCCUGGUUCACAAUGCUCUUUUGAAACCGCCUGCCCUGUACUACCGGGCCCGUUACACCUACGUCAGUUUAAGCGUUGGCCAGCCGUUCCCGAGAAAUUCUUCAGCACAUCAUUCUCUCCGAUAACCGAGUCAUGUAACCUAUGGAAUCCUCACCCCCGGUCAUGGUCCUCCCCGCCCCUCUCGCCCGAGAAGCGCCGUAGAUCCCCCCAUUUCAUCCCGCAGCCUCACCAAGAAAAACCGCCGGCGGCCACCGCCCGAUUGUACACGUACAUCUUAUCCGUCAUAGGUAGCGUACACCGCGCCUUGACCUUACCUGCCGAGAUGGCGACGUUCUAUGACCACCCUCCCUUCCACCGACCCUCACCUCGGGUACACUGCAAAUCCACCUGCCGCAGCAGAACAGCCCCGUCCAAAUACUUCACCGCGAUGUGCCCCUCGGGGAUGCAAUCGACGAAAAUAUGCAUUGCUGCCAAACCAAACGGCCCGUCGCACCUCGUGGAGAACAACACAUUCGACAGCCCAUCCAACAAGCCCACCGAGUCAGUGCGUACCCGCCUCGGUUUCCUUCCCUCGCGGUUCUCGGCCUACCAAUGAGCACAAGGCGGCUCGUGGGCUGCACACACCCCCUCCUCUGGUUUAGUAAAGCUAGGGGCCAGUACCUAGGAGGCGACCCCAAGGGCCCAGCGGGAGGAGAAGUGAGGCGUUCUUGUGAAGCAGGGAUUCAUUCACCAGCGUGGGAGCCCGAUGUUUCGCUAUAUCGGGCUCCCGAUAGCAAUGCAAAGCAUCGGGCUGCCAAAAACCUGCCAAAACACGUCUUCUGCGUUGCAAGUAGCCAAUCUCCUUGGGGGGCUAAAUGUCUAGCCCCGUGCC